Molecule: messenger RNA, 2691 nt
Organism: Penicillium expansum
Lineage: Eukaryota; Fungi; Ascomycota; Eurotiomycetes; Eurotiales; Aspergillaceae
Product: MCM DNA helicase complex subunit MCM2
Exons: 5
Coding region: 1-2691 (896 amino acids)
Biological process (GO): double-strand break repair via break-induced replication; mitotic DNA replication initiation; DNA replication
Cellular component (GO): nucleus; MCM complex
Molecular function (GO): single-stranded DNA binding; 3'-5' DNA helicase activity; single-stranded DNA helicase activity
Source: RefSeq, a predicted model, not a curated record
AUGGAUCCGCUCCGAGCCAGCGACUCGGCCGCAAACCGUGGCCGAGGGGCCAAUACUCGUAAAAGAGACAGAGAGGAUGACAUGUCCUCCCCGGCGCCAUUGCCUCCUUCCAGUCCCACCGCUUUGGGAUCAUCCCCUCCCCCAAUCCCCUUUGACAUGGGAGAUGAGGACGAGGACGAGGAUAGAGGUCUUGUGCAAGAUAUUGAUGAUAUUGAUGAAUUGGCUGAAGACGAGGAUGGCAUUGACCUCUUCGGUGACAACUUUGAGCGGGACUAUCGUGAUGCAGCGCAAGAUCGCUAUGAAAAUGAAGGAUACAUCGACGAUGACGAAGACCAUGAUGAAAUCGAUGCCGCAACUCGUCGGCAGCUAGAUGCUCGCCUGAACCAGAGAGAUCGUGAACUAGCACGUCGGCGCCGCAUGCCUGCGGCCUUUUUGCAAGAUGAUGACGAUAUGGAAUUGGACCUCUCGCGCCAACCCCGACGACGCAGACACCAUUACGACGAGGACCGUGAAGAUAUUGACAUGGCCGACGAGGGCAUGGAAGAGCUGUCAUUGGAGGAACUGGCAGAUGUCAAGGCAGCCAACAUUACGGACUGGGUGACCCAGCCCCAGGUCCUUCGCUCCAUCUAUCGUGAAUUCAAAGCCUUCCUGACAGAGUUCAUCGACCCUACCGGUCAGUCUGUUUACGGUAAUCGAAUCAAGACACUGGGUGAGGUGAACUCCGCUUCACUUGAAGUUUCCUACGCCCACCUCAGCGAGACCAAGGCAGCCCUGUCAUACUUCCUCGCCAACGAGCCCACAGAAGUCCUGAAGGUAUUUGAUCAGGUCGCGCUCGACGUUACUCUAUUCCACUACCCACAAUAUCACGACAUUCACAACGAGAUUCACGUCCGCAUCACCGAUGUACCGAUCAUUUACACCCUGCGCCAGUUGCGCCAGUCGCACCUCAACUGCCUGAUCCGUGUCGGUGGUGUCGUUACCCGUCGAACUGGUGUCUUCCCGCAGUUGAAGUAUGUCAUGUUCCUCUGCCAGAAGUGUGGUAUCACCUUGGGUCCAUUCCAGCAAGAAGCUAGUGCGGAGGUGAAGAUCUCGUUCUGCCAGAACUGCCAGUCGCGUGGUCCCUUCACUGUGAAUUCGGAAAAGACAGUCUACCGCAACUACCAGAAGUUGACUUUGCAGGAGUCGCCCGGCUCGGUUCCCGCAGGUCGUCUGCCCCGGCAGCGUGAGGUCGUUUUGCUUGCCGAUCUGAUCGACAGUGCCAAGCCUGGUGAUGAGAUUGAGAUUACCGGUGUCUACCGCAACAGCUACGAUGCCCAACUGAACAACAAAAACGGCUUCCCAGUUUUCGCCACCGUAAUUGAGGCCAAUCAUGUAGUCAAGGCACACGACCAGCUGGCUGGUUUCAACCUGACUGAAGAGGAUGAGCGCGAAAUCCGCGCCCUCUCCCGUGACCCCGAUAUUGUGGACAAGAUUGUUCGCUCUAUGGCACCCAGUAUUUACGGCCACCAGGAUGUCAAGACUGCUGUUGCGCUUUCGCUAUUCGGAGGUGUUAGCAAACAGGCCCAGGGCAAGAUGAAUAUUCGUGGUGAUAUCAACGUCCUUCUUCUCGGUGACCCCGGUACCGCCAAGUCUCAGGUGCUCAAGUUCGUUGAGAAGACUGCCCACCGCGCUGUGUUUGCCACUGGUCAGGGUGCUAGUGCCGUCGGUCUCACGGCCAGUGUUCGCCGCGAUCCUCUCACCAGCGAAUGGACGUUGGAAGGUGGUGCGCUUGUGUUGGCUGAUCGGGGUGUUUGUCUUAUCGAUGAGUUUGACAAAAUGAACGACCAGGAUCGGACAUCUAUUCACGAAGCCAUGGAACAGCAAACCAUUUCUAUCUCCAAGGCCGGUAUUGUCACAACAUUGCAGGCUCGCUGUGCUGUCGUGUCCGCCGCUAACCCCAAGGGUGGUCGGUACAACAGCUCAAUCCCCUUCUCGGAGAAUGUCGACUUGACGGACCCUAUCUUGUCUCGUUUCGAUAUUCUCUGUGUGGUGCGUGAUUUGGUUGACCCUGCCGAGGAUGAGCGCUUGGCCAAUUUCGUGAUUGAGUCGCACCACCGUUCCAACCCUGCCCGUCCCCUCCGCAACGAAAAGGGCGACUUGGUUGAUACUGACGGCAAUCUCAUUGACAAUGAGGGUUACCGCAUCAACAGAGACGGCCAGAGACUUCCCCCGUCACAGGAGGAGGUCGCCAAACGCGCGGCAGAGAAACAAAGAGCCGAAGAGGAGAAGGAGGGCGAGAUCCCGCAGGAGCUCCUGCGGAAGUACAUUAUGUAUGCCCGAGAACGUUGCCACCCCAAGCUUUAUCAGAUCGACCAGGACAAGGUUGCCCGUCUCUUCGCAGACAUGCGCCGCGAGUCCCUUGCUACUGGAGCGUACCCCAUCACAGUUCGUCACCUUGAAGCCAUCAUGCGUAUUGCCGAAUCUUUCUGCAAGAUGCGCCUGUCAGAAUACUGCUCCUCGCUGGAUAUUGACCGCGCCAUCGCUGUUACUGUGGAUUCGUUCAUCGGCAGCCAAAAGGUCAGCUGCAAGAAGGCACUCUCGCGUGCAUUUGCCAAAUAUACACUCUCCAGGCCCAAGCCCCAAUCCAAGCGCCGUGCGGGUAUCCCCGUCUCAAACCCUCACCUGCCACGGGCUCAGUCAACCGCCCAUUAA